This is a messenger RNA of Oryza brachyantha (malo sina), 2404 nucleotides long. Its product is annotated as aspartate--tRNA ligase, chloroplastic/mitochondrial. Gene Ontology annotation, cellular component: cytoplasm. Gene Ontology annotation, biological process: aspartyl-tRNA aminoacylation. The record is from RefSeq and is a predicted model, not a curated record. Gene Ontology annotation, molecular function: nucleic acid binding; ATP binding; aspartate-tRNA ligase activity. Bases 1 to 2016 code for a protein of 671 amino acids. NCBI's taxonomy places the organism in Eukaryota, Viridiplantae, Streptophyta, Magnoliopsida, Poales, Poaceae. The transcript is spliced from 16 exons.
AUGGCUUCCUCCUCCUCCCUCCUCCUCCGCGCCUCGCCGCUCUCCCUCCUCUCCCGCCUAAACCCGCUCAGCCCUAGGCGGCGCGCCCCCGCCUCGCGCCUCCGCCGCCUCCUCCUGCUCUCCACCUCCGCCUCGGCCCCGCGUUCGCCCCCGCUCCGAGCCCCAGCGGCCACCGCCGCCGACGCAGCGACCUCGCCGCCGGAGGCCGAGGCGAGGCUCGACAGGCUGCCGCCCCUGCGGUGGCCCGCGAGGGACACGCUGUGCGGCGAGCUCGGCGCCGGCGACGCCGGCCGCCGCGUGCACCUCUGCGGAUGGGUCGCUCUCCACCGCGCGCACGCUGGCCUCAUCUUCCUCACCCUCCGCGACCGCUCCGGCGUGGUCCAGGUGACAACUUUGCCAGAAUAUCCAGAGGUGUAUGCUGUGGCGAGCAAGCUAAGAGUAGAGUCAGUGGUUGUGGUUGAGGGUGUGGUUCGUUCACGCCCAACAGAAGCCAUCAACCCAGAGAUGAAAACUGGGGCUAUAGAGGUUGCUGCAGAUAAUAUAUAUGUGCUGAACUCAGUAACUCGUUCAUUGCCUUUUCCAGUCACAACUGCUGAAACUGUAAAAGAGAAGUUUCCAGAAGAAAUUAGAUUGAGAUUCCGGGUGCUGGACUUACGCCGACCGCAAAUGCAGUCAAACUUGAGGUUGCGCCAUAAUGUUGUUAAGCAUAUUCGUCGAUACUUGGAGGAUAGACAUGAUUUUGUUGAGAUUGAGACUCCAGUUUUAUCUAAGUCUACUCCAGAAGGUGCUCGUGACUAUCUUGUCCCAUCGAGAGUUCAGCCAGGAAUGUUCUAUGCUCUUCCUCAAAGUCCUCAGCUGUUCAAGCAAAUGUUGAUGGUCUCUGGCUUUGAAAAAUAUUAUCAAAUUGCAAGGUGUUUCCGAGAUGAAGAUCUGCGUGCAGACAGGCAGCCAGAGUUUACACAACUUGAUAUGGAGAUUUCAUUUACAUCAAUGGAAGAUAUAUUGAAGUUGAACGAAGAAUUAAUGAGACAUAUAUUCCAAGAGGUUGGUGAUAUCAACCUGCCAAAUCCUUUUCCCAGGCUAACCUAUGCGGAGGCAAUGAACCGCUAUGGAACAGAUAGGCCUGACCUUCGUUUUGAUUGGCAGCUGAAAGAUGUUAGUGAUGUAUUUUUGGGCAGUAGUUUCAAGAUAUUUGCAGAUACAUUAGAAAACGGGGGCGUCAUCAAGGCAUUGUGUGUGCCUGGCGGUGCCAAAGAGUUUUCAAAUACUGACCUAAAGAAAGGAACUGUCUACACUGAAGCUUCCAAAGCUGGAGCUAAGGGUCUGCCCUUUCUCAAGUUUAUGGACAAUGGAGAGCUUGAAGGAAUUGGUCCACUCGUGUCAAGUCUAAAGCCUGAAAAGAAAGAGCAGUUGUUGGAACACCUAGGCGCAAAAACAGGUGAUCUUAUCCUGUUUGCACUGGGUGAGCAAUCAGCGGCUAAUCGAAUUCUUGGCAGAUUAAGAUUAUUUAUCGCUCAUAAGUUGGAAGUGAUAGACACAUCAGCACACUCAAUUCUUUGGGUGACGGAUUUUCCAAUGUUUGAAUGGAACAGUGAUGAGCAGAGAUAUGAGGCACUACACCAUCCUUUCACUGCACCAAAUCCUGAAGAUAUGGAUGAUCUACCAUCAGCUCGCGCCUUGGCUUAUGACAUGAUUUACAAUGGAGUGGAGAUUGGAGGAGGCAGUUUGAGAAUAUACAAAAGUGAUGUACAACAAAGAAUUUUUGAGAUCAUCGGUAUCUCACCUGAACAGGCAGAGGAAAAAUUUGGCUAUCUUUUAGAAUGUUUCGACAUGGGUGCCCCUCCGCAUGGAGGAAUUGCCUAUGGUUUAGAUCGUUUGGUGAUGCUUUUGGCCGGUGAAAGCUCAAUCCGGGAUGUGAUUGCUUUCCCAAAGACUACAACUGCUCAAUGUUCGCUCACCAAAGCACCAUCUCCUGUGGAUCCACAGCAAUUGAAGGAUCUUGGCUUCCGUACGUGAGGUACUUUUUAGAGAAACAUAUCGACUAUGGUAUUGAGCAGAGCUGCAUCGAUGUGAUGAGGACAAAGAUGUCAUUUAUGUUGAAUGGCUCAGGUCUUAGGCACAAUUGCAACGGUGCGAUGAGGACAACGAUAAUGUUGCAUGUCGUAUGUUUGGGACACCGACUACAAAUCUACGUCAACUUUGGAUGGCAUUUACCAAUAGAAUUGUCUUUUUUAGUCGUUUCUUAGGGCAUGUACAACGCCUCGCCUGUUACGAAAUUUGCAAAAAAAAAACCCACCCAUUUAACAGACGACCCAGCAUCUCCUCGUGAAAAAACAACAGGGGUGCAUACUUCAAUGUCAAACCGACACCAAAUAAAUAAAUAAAUCAUUAUACAAGCUGCUUA